Molecule: messenger RNA, 8446 nt
Organism: Poecilia latipinna (sailfin molly)
Lineage: Eukaryota; Metazoa; Chordata; Actinopteri; Cyprinodontiformes; Poeciliidae
Product: nectin-3-like protein
Exons: 5
Coding region: 127-1677 (516 amino acids)
Biological process (GO): homophilic cell-cell adhesion; heterophilic cell-cell adhesion
Cellular component (GO): adherens junction; apical junction complex
Source: RefSeq, a predicted model, not a curated record
UCGUUGCUAUGGAGAGCAGUUCCACAGGAGCGCGAGCCGAACCAUCCUGAAAGAGAGAGAAGGCACGAGCGAGGAGAAAGGAGGACAUACUGAAAGUGCCGAAUCGCACAGACACACGGAGAAACCAUGGAGACUAGACCCACGAACCGGAGGACAGUACCUAAUAACGGAAUGCGACUUUUAACGUCCUUUUUCAUCCUGUGCGGAGCUGUCGUAGGUGUAAGCAGUAACCAGGUGGUCGUCCCUGACAAAGUGAACGCGGUGCUGGGAAAGAACAUCACGCUUGGCUGCAGGAUCCUGGUGGAGCCCAACCUGAGUCUGACGCAGAUCUCCUGGGAACGCCGUCUUCCGUCGGGUACCAUCACCUUGGCAGUGUUUAACCCCGAGUACGGAACCUCGUACGGCCAAGAAUACGGCAAACGCAUCUCGUUUGUUUCCCCGUCCAUACGGGACGCCACUAUCAUCAUCGAAGGAGUUGUUUUUUCUGAUAUCGGGUCAUACACCUGCAAAGUGGCGACUUUUCCUCUGGGCAACACGCAAGCGUCGACCUUUGUUAACGUUUCAGUGGAGCCCAAGGUGUACGUGUCUGCAGGCCCCGCGCCUCUUCUUGACGGCGGGGACGAGGCGCUGGUGGCUACCUGCAUCGCGGAGCGCGGGCGGCCCGCCGCUGAGGUGUUCUGGGAGGCCGAGCUGUACGGGCGAUCUGAGAAGCAAACUCAGGAGGAAGUCAACGGCACCACCACGGUGCGCGUCAACUACAUGUGGAAGCCCCAGAGCUACGCCCAGGGAAAGAUGCUCACCUGCGUGGUGCGCCACCCAACGCUGCAGACAGAGUUCCGCAUAGGCUACAAGCUAAAUGUGCAGUGUAAGUUGGAUGGAGCCAUGCCAGAGGGUGUUAAGAUUUCAAACAACAGCCUUUCUUUCACACGCCCGCUAGAGCGCAAUGAUUCUGCAAUCUAUUGCUGCGAGGUGACUAAUGACAUUGAUCGCAGCACUCACAAUGUCAACUUCUGGGUUCAAGAUCCCCCCCCCACCACCGCGGCCCCCAGCACCACCGCCUCCCCCAUCCGCUACGCGUCCGGAACCGGAACAGACGUGGACCGUCGCCGAGCCCUGUUCACCUCCCCCACCCUGGCCUCGGUCCAUGACAGCAGCCUGGGCACCAUAAUCGGCGGGGCAGUGGGCGGCAUUCUCUUCCUGGUCCUCCUGCUGAUCCUCGGGGGCGCUUGUUUUAUGCGCCAGCGCAGGACCUUCAGAGGGGACUACUACACCAAGCAGUACCUGGGACCCUCCGACAUGCAGAAGGAGUCUCAGCUAGACGUCCUACAGCCGCACGAGCUGCAGGAGGUUUACGGGGACAAGACGAGCAAGGGCAGCCAGGAGCUGAAGCCCAAACUGGGCGGGGACAUCAUUUACCCCGACUACACUCCGGAGCGCAAGGACAGGGAUGACUGGAACGACAGGGGGGACUGCCCCAGGGUCACCAAGGAGGGGAACUAUUACCCAGACCACUACAACAACCAAAACAUGCACCCCUGCGGGCCUCCCGUGCACAGCCCCAUUGUUAACAACGGCUCCCCCUACCUUCCGGAGGAUUGCUACGAAAACGGUACAGACAGCGACUACGUGUCGCACAUGGACGGAUCUGUGAUUUCACGCAGGGAGUGGUAUGUUUGAGGACAACUAGGGACAAAAUGGCAAACAUCCAAAUGAGAUUAAGUGAACAAGUGACAGACUUCAAAGGAUGCAUCGUUUUAUUUUAGAAGCAGAAAUGAAACUUCUAAGCUUUCACCUUGAGCUUCUUGAAUGGUUUUGCUCUGCCUUGAUUGUAACCACUUAACCUUAAGGAUGUUUUCUGGGGAUUGUACUUCCAAGUUUGUAGCGAUGAGCUGCAACGAAGCUGGAACGCCUCAAAAGAUAUGACCUGUUUUUGCUUUGGCCUACGGUGACGUGUCGAACCAAUGUGAACGAGGUUUUGUUGCCCUCUGGUUUGUGUUUGCACCUGUUUCGUACACGGUCGGCUGUUCCGCGCCCUCUUUGUCCAAGUAUUUAUUCCGCAGACCGAACGGGCUUUUCUCUCCUGAAGCCUCACAACUUCUGCCGCAUUUAGAAAAACUAUCUCAUGAGAGAUCGUUGUGCAUUUUCACACACAAGUGAAGAGUUUAUUAUGGCUGAAACCAGUAUUUAAAGCAAAUUAUAUUGCAUGCUUUCUAAAAAACAAAGGUAUCAUUAAGUGAAAGGGAAGUUUACGAGAUGAAAAGGGAGACUUGCUGGGGCGUCGUACAAAGGGUGAAGCAAAGCAAUGGAUCUCAGUAUGUAGCAGUGUAGGCAUGGGCCGGUAUGAGAAUCUCAGGGUUUCCUAACUGGAGGGGGAAAAAAUGGCACAACAUCAUGUUAUUUAUUCAGAAAAGUAAAUUAUAUGAUUGCUUUCAUUUAAAAACAAAAAGCAACAAUUUUUGUCAUUUUGUGGUGAAAAGAUAUCGUAAAGCUGCUCUAUGUAUCUUUUCUAUAAAAAUUUAUUUAAUUUUUUUUUUUACAUAUUUAUUCAAACUGUUACUUUUCGUGACAGUAUAACAUGAGACAGAUAAUCUUUGAAAAAUUCAGGCUCCUCCCAGUCGUCCUACUGCCCAAGCAAAGCAGCAUUUACACAAGGAUGAUUCACUGCGCCAAGACCCUCCUCCUGGCUCCGAUUGGCUGAGUGGGAGUGGUGUGUUUCUGCAGAUGGCUGUAAGACCACAAGGAGGAUGUGGAGGAGCUUGAUUUUUUCAUAGACUAUCUGUCUCAUAUUAUACUGUUAGAACACAGUAGCAGUUUUGACAAAUGUAAAAAAAAAACAUAUUUUUUAUGACAGUGACAUACUGCAGUUUUAAUACAAGAAGUGGGGCACUCAGUUUUUUUUAAGUGAGAGAAAAGCAUUAGAAAGUUUUUUAAUUGUUUUUCAGCUAGCUGACUGGUGGAACUUAGCAACAAGUGCAGGAGGGGCAACGCUAUGCUCUCUUUCUUUCUCGAGCAUCGUUUUGAAAAGGCUUUAAACAAUAGAUUUUUUGUGUCAUUUUAAAGUGGUUUUAGAACCCUGUUCCGCCCUGAUCGUGGUACCAGCCCAUGCCUAACACACACCCUGACUGAACAAUGUUUGGGAUCAUAACUCAGUCAUCAGCCGUUCACCAUGUCACCUACACACCUCAAGAUCAAGACACUGUGGAAAACACCUUUAUUCUGUCAGCUGCUCCCAAAACUUUAACACCCACAGUUGUCAUAACAGCAUUUUUUUUUUUUUUUGGUAGUGCUUUUGUUUUUUCUAGUUCAAAAGAAGUGUGCAAAGGACAUAGACUCAGGUUGCUCUUUGAAGCAGUUUAUUAAAAAUAAGUUCUGACACCAGAAUCUGACUUUAAGUCUGAGUCAGACGGCUGCAGGACUCAGUCAAAGCAUCUCAGCCUGUGGAGACGUGCAGCACGUCACUGGCAGCUCCUCCUCUUCCUCCAGCUGUUUCCUAUCGUUGUCGCUUCAUCGAAAAACUCAAACGGAUAAGCUGAUGAAAAAGCAAUGAUUGCAAGAGUCGACUGUGCCUGACUACAGAGAAUAAUCAAUUUUGUUUCAACCUUAACUCCGCCUGAACACUUAUCAGCUUGGGCUUUUUUUGUUGUUGUUGUUGUUGUUGGGAGUUUUUUCUACCUUGGAAAUCACAAGCACAUAUCUGCCAGAAGUUCUUGUUAUUUUGACUAAGUACAGAUGUGUAGCCAUGUCAAGGAGACAAAACAGUUUUGAUCUGGUUCUAAGAGUGGAGCAGGGGAAGACAAAUCUGUUAGUUAUUGUCUAUUUUUUCUUCAGUAUCCAUACUUUAGAAGUGCUUUAUUUGCUGAAAGUGUCAGUGAACUCAUUCAGACUAUUGUCUGGUUUUGAUCAUUUGCUCUCAGUAUUUUCAGCUGCCCCAAUAUUUUCAACGGACUCUCCUGUCAGGUGAACACUGACAUGGUUUAAAGUCUAGUGUAAUCUACAGAUUGUGUUUUUAAAACUUCCACAUGCCAAGAAGAUUUAGUUCACAUAAUAGUUUUCAAAAUACUUCCUUGUUCCUCAAUCAUUAGUUAUCUAUGUUUGGGAUCAGUAGGGGUGUAACAUGUGAGAGAGCUACAAUAAUAUUAUACUAAGGAUGCACCAUAAAUCGGAACUAACAACGGUAAUCAGCCAUAACAAUGUUAUAAAUACUGGAUGUCGAUAUGGGCCCAAAUUGUUAUUUAUACUUGUGCAUCCCUUUAAAGACAGUUUACUAAAGAAUUUGAAAAUAAAAAUAAAAUAGUCAUAGACUUUUCUUUGGCAUCUUGAAUUAGUGCCUUUAACGGCAGUCUGUGAUCCUAUUCAAAAGAAUGUAAAUCCUUACAUUUAGGCUGAGACUUCCAGAAAACAUUUCCAAAUUCAACAUUUUCUAUAACAGAGGUUAAAAACUCCAAAGAACCAAUCAGAGCACCUGUUGUGUUUUCUCUUUAGCCGUCCUCCUAUCACUUUAAAAUGAUUUCCUGGUUCUUAUAACUCUGUUCUGCCGCUGUCUUCACUUUUAAACACCUCGCUGAUGCUGAAAAUAGCUUCCUAGCUCUUCCUCACCCACUAACAACUUCCACACUAAAGAGUGUUGUCAACACAAAAUGAUAGCAUCUAAGCUCACCCAUCGAAAAACACUGUUUUUCUUUUGAAAGUCGGCUGAUCACAUUCAAGGAGAAAACUAUGUCAUUCUGGGAACCAGCAAAUCUUUCUUUGCAAACUGAUGAAAUGAGGCUUGAUUAUAUGUAAGGAUCUGGUAAUAAGACUUCAGAUCUGAAUCCAAAUCACUAAAGCCAAAUCCAAACUAUUACACAGCGGUGGCUGUUAUAGAAACACCAUCAAUCUCAAGUUGUGUAAAACUGAGGUUUGAUAGUAACUGAAACCAAAUUGACUGAUAUGGCUAUUGACAUAAGAUCAUGCAGUCAUAAAAAAGUGCAGCUCUGUUAUUAAACUUCUCAGUAAGUUUCAGAACCGCCCCUGUUUCCCUGCUGAGGCCUGAUACCAGGCUACGCUGCUGUCUUUUACGUUUUCCCUCCUAAAUAUUUUCUGAUUUCUGUCUCUAAGACCAAUUGGACAUUAAAGUUUUUUUUUUCUUUCUUUUUUUUUUUUUUUUACAACUGCAGAUCAAAGGAAUCUGUUAUAAAUACCAGAUGCGAGCGGUACGGCUGUCAUCAUCUGACAUUAUGUGGGCUGCGUAAACCACCAGCAGUUUGACUGCUGCUGCUCCUCAUUCUGCCGUCGAGGUUCAGGAUCUCCAACUUGCAACAAAAAGAGAGGCAGAAGUGCCAAACGGAUCCCUGUGUUUUUAGCUUUUUUUGAAAAUAGGAUUAUUGAGAUGUGAGAAGCUGACAUCACUGCAGAGCAUACUUUAAUGUUGGGGUUUGGCUCCUCUUGAGGAUGUGGAGCGGCCAUGGAAACAAGAAACUUAAUCUGUGAGUAAAAAAAAGAGAAAUAUGAACCGUGGAGGUCAGGGAUGGAUGUGUAACGGCUCCCUGUGGAAGAGAUACAUGUUUCUUUCUUUCCCCACAAGCAGCAUUGCUUGUGAAACUAAGUUGAAACAAGAGCUGACAUCAUCAGCGAUCUCAUCUUUUCCUGCUUGGUUUGUCCCAACACUUUUCCACUCAAAGCUUUAGCUCUGUUUCCUCAGGAUUGAUACAGAGAUCAGAGUGGCCUUUGCUAAGUUUCACCGCAACCAAAAAGAAAGGAAAGUCUUUCUUUUGCCAAACAAGUGUUUCUCAAGUGUUGGUAUCAGACAAACAUGGCAAGAUCAAAACACAGCUAUCCAAAACAAUCUGGUUCUUUCUGUCAAUGACAUUUCAUCCUUUGUUAAGUCACAAAUUGCCUGCCAGAGCUGCAGAAUCGUGAAAUCACUUUAAUAGAACUUGUUUGACAACAUGAACUAGUCUAAAAUUGAAUGAACAUCUACUAGUUAGAAACAAUUUCACUGAGAUCUAUCAGCCCUGAAAAACUUCCAGUCAUGUCUGAGGCUUUGGGACUCCAGCUAACUGUGCUAUCAUAUAUGGAGGUGACAUGGAACAGUGGUGACCCUUCUAGAAUAACUUUAAAGCUAUCCAGGCCUCAGCUAACUCACUCAAUGUAAGAGUUCAUGAUUUCAUCAUAACAAUCAAACUGAGUAAAAAUGGCUUUCACAAGAGAGCUGAAAAGAACACUAAACCCUCUCACUUUAGAAGAAUAUUGUCACCUUCCUAAAUAAAGGUCUGUCAUUUUUUGACAAAAGUAUUUUUUUUUUUUGCCUAAAUUAUUUUUUGACAAAAUGAGGCAGUGAUUUGACUUAGGCCAUUAUUUUAGGAAGGUGACAAAAUGAUAAAACCAAAGAAAGACUUUUAGAAGGAUAUUCUGUGAACUGGCUAAAUAAAAGUGGAGCUUCGUGGAGGAUGUGUAUCCUGUUACUUCUGUUGUUAAACUAAUAAAAUACUUCAUAAAAACAACAAGCAGCCCUCAGAUGUUUGUAGUGUGACGUUCGGGUCCUGCCCUUGCUUCUUCAGGACCUGAAUGAUUUGCUGAGUUUGGUUGAACCAUGAACUUAGCACAACAGCUGAAGGAAAAUGUUCAGCUGACAGUUAGCGACCCUAAUAAUUAAUUGAGCCUUAUUCAGGUGAAAAAUAAAUUGGAAACUGAAUACAAAAACCACAAAAGCAAGUUCACCUCUAAAUGGCACAACUAAAAAAAGCAACAAAUCAAGUGAAGUCUUUGGAAUGCCCUGAUCAAAUUCUAGUCUUUAAUUCAAUUGAGAUGUUGUGAUAUUAACUUAAUUCUCCCGCAGUCUUAUGAGACAAGAUCCAUCAAACCCUGCAAGUUAUUUUUACCCUGUGCGCGGUUUGGCGGGGAAGCACUGAUCCUGGAUGCGCUUUUACAGGAUUUUACUCGUGUGGUUUCAGGAACUGACGAUCUGACCGGACAACCCUCCCCAACUCCUCACUGUCCGAUCGUGGCACACUCCUCCUGAGCAUGGCGCUAAGACUGCAGGAGGGACGAUUAAGUUGCCCAUUUGUGCUCUAACACCAUAUGAGGUGGCCAAGUUAAAAACAAAUCUGCAAAGAAGAGCGGACCAAAAUUACUCUAGAGGCGACGUGAAAGACUUACUGCUGGUUCCUGCCAACAGUUGUUGAAGCCAAAAGCAGCAAACCAGCUCUUAAGUUUAAUGGGCAAUUCCAAUUUCUGGUUUAAUAAAUAAAAUUCUUUGAAAUUAACAUUUUUUAUUAUUAUUAUUAUUGAGCUUAUCUUAGUCAGAUAUAAAAAUGUUUGAUUAAGACUUUUAAUUUGACCAAACAAAGCUAAAACCAGAAGGCAUACAUCAUAAUGGAUUCAGGUCGAGGCCUCUGUUUUUGUCAGGGGGGGGUUUGAAAGAUUUCCGGCGCACGUCUCCACCCCUGGUUUUCUCAUGGCACGGCUCCGGGUCGAAGGGUUUAGAUGUCUCAGAAUAAACUGCUUUAAUCUCGGCUCUCACUUGCGCCGUCGCCACACAUCUGCCACUGCGGCCCCACAUGGAAGGAGCUGUCCUCACCUCAAAACCUUCAGCUUUUUAAUCAGCUUUUAUACCCUCCAGCCUUGGUUUGGGUUUUAAAGCAACACUGAUUUAAUGGAUGAUUUUUAUUUUAAAUUAUGUUCUUGCUUUACCUUUUUUGUGUUUUUGGGUUUCUUGCUCACCAGCUGGUUGCGUGUGCAGCUAUUUGCUGCCAGUUCCAUCACUAAUGUUUAUAUUACAUGUACAUAUUAUGUCUAGUAUUAGCGUGGGAUUAGUUGUUCUCUGUCGUUCUGGGUUUGUUCUGGACUCCCCUACUGAAUAGCUGGUGCCUUAAAUGGGCUGAGCAAUGCACAGAAACUUUAAAAGCUGACAGAUACUGAAAGCAUUAAUGUAAAGAUUAUUAUUAUUAUUCAAAAAAGGGCAGAUGUGCCUUUUUUAAUACGUAUACCAACUUUCAUAUUUAAGAUUUGCUGUUGCCAAGGCAGCAGAGUUGACAAAAGGUUUAUUAUCAUGCCUUACAGAGUUUAAAAAGGACACAUGUAACAAGUUGGUUACUGGGAAAAUUGUAAUAAAGCAAUGUUUCACUGGGAAUUUUGGUGAGCCAGGUUCAUAGAAAAUAUUAUUUUCCUGUAAAUAUGCUGGCUUUUUUAUUAUUAUUAUUAUUAUUGAAGAAAAAUCUUAUUUUUUGUAUGAGGUCGGUAAUUUUCACGGACUAUUAGUUAUCUUACAAGCUUUCAGCGGGCUCCUGUCUCACAAUAAGGCAGAGACCCGGUUUUCACUGCAUUUUGUAUCGGUUUGCAAGAGUUGGUGACCAAUUAUUUUGUAUGGUGUUCUUUGAAUGAUUGAGGUCUCACAGGAAUCAGAGAUGAGCGGGUGGUAGAUUUUGUCUUCUGUUCUUUCGUUUGCAAUAAAAAUGUCAUCGUUUCA